Zingiber officinale is the source of this 1572-nucleotide messenger RNA. Its product is annotated as protein HESO1-like. The transcript is spliced from 9 exons. Gene Ontology annotation, molecular function: RNA uridylyltransferase activity. Bases 212 to 1372 code for a protein of 386 amino acids. The record is from RefSeq and is a predicted model, not a curated record. NCBI's taxonomy places the organism in Eukaryota, Viridiplantae, Streptophyta, Magnoliopsida, Zingiberales, Zingiberaceae.
UCGAAGUCAUCCUCUUUCAACCGGCAAGGAAACGGCGAAAAUGGUAAUAAAUAUUCGAUUUGUAGUGGGUAUGAAUUGAAAAGAUUCACCGGCGAACACUACCAAUCUCUCCCCCCUCGACGACGAUCUCUUGCUCCGUGCUUUUUUCUUUGGGCCUGCGGCAUUGUUGUUCGUUACAGCGAUUGAGGCACUCAUAUCAUUUUGUUGACUGAUGGACUCGUAUGGUUCUUCAUCAACUAGCAACAAUAGAGUUCGUGUGCUUGAGAGUUGUCUUAGAGACAUCCUUGUCGAGAUAAAACCAUCGGAAAGUGAUCGAGUCGAACGGCUCAAUGAGAUUAAUCAAUUGAAAGAUUGUCUUCGAGGUUUGGUACCAUUUGGAGGUGAUGUGCCACUAGUGAAGCCCUUUGGUUCAUUUGUGUCCAACCUUUACACCAAAUGGGGUGAUAUAGAUGUUUCAGUUCAAAUCGACGACCACGAUGUGAAAAGAAUUUGUCUCUGGCAAAUAAAGUUUGAAUUGCAAAGAACUAGUCUUGCUAGGUCUGUUGAGUACAUUCCAAAUGCAAGAGUUCCUCUGCUUAAAUACGUUAGCAGGCAGCAUAAUAUUUCUUUUGAUGUCUCCAUUAAUAAUCAUCUUGGUGUGAUGAAGUCCAACUUUCUCAAAUGGUUAUCUGAAAUAGAUGACCGUUUCCGUGACAUGGUUUUAGUGCUGAAGGAGUGGGCUAAAGCACAAGAUAUUAAUGAUCCGAAGUCUGGGAGUUUAAGUUCAUAUGCCCUAUGUUUGUUGGUUAUCUUCCAUUUUCAGACUUGCGAACCACCAAUUUUCCCACCACUGCGAGCAAUAAUUAACGAAGAAAGAAUUUCUAAUCGAGGAUGGAGUAGCUUCUCUGGGAGUCAUUUUGAGGAUGUGUGUUCUGCAAAUAUACAGAGGUUCACAUCUAGCAGACUUAGAAACCAAAGCUCUCUUGCUCAACUUUUGCUUUCCUUUUUUGACAAGUUUUCAGAUAUUAGAACUUUUGGUUCGGAUUAUAGCAUCUCUACAUAUGAAGGGCGACAAAUCAGCCGUCGUUUUUAUUGGUCGCCGCCCCUGAUUAUAGAGGAUCCUUUCGAGCGAAUGGAAAAUGCUGCUAGAACAGUCCGCUGGGUUGAACUACCUAAGAUAUCAAAUGCAUUUCAGAAUGCGCACAAUAAGCUUUCGUCUGGUUCGGUGCUCUCGGAUCGUAACUCCUUGCUCUCUCUUUUGACUAGGCCUUUCCUUGCUUCUAAGUUUCGCGAGCAGCAAUUGUCAGCGAAUUACAAUAGGAGGAGCCAAUAUCUUGACAUUGGUGUCAUUGAGCAACAGUUUGAGAAUGCAGUAAGGCUGGAUAGGGUUUGAUCUCCGCCCUCGACUUCUGUUGCCAGUUUCGGAUUCACAUAUCGCGACCUUUUAGAGUUUUUCGAUUAACCGUAACUGUUUGGUUAGCGUUGCUGCAUUUGGUGUUAAGUUAAUUUCAUAUCAAGGUUGUAGAAAUUGUACCCAGCCUAGUUUUGGUGCUUACUGAUUUGGCACGAUGUGUCUCGAUAAGAGUUAGCCAA